This is a messenger RNA of Saimiri boliviensis boliviensis (Bolivian squirrel monkey), 2051 nucleotides long. Lineage: Eukaryota; Metazoa; Chordata; Mammalia; Primates; Cebidae. The record is from RefSeq and is a predicted model, not a curated record.
AAAGGAACCGGAAACAGGAUGGGGAGCUGGACCAGGUGAGGAAGUAGAAGGCUGGGAACCUGGGUUUGUGGGGGCAGGUUCAGGGCUCCCAGGGUCGACGAGACUGAGCCGAGAGAGUAGUCAGAAUGCCUGGGUUUUCGGGUCCCUCUCUCCGUGUGGGGUCAGAGUCAGUGCAGGGAGAGCCCAGCCUAUGAAACUGCCUGGAAGGUCUGCAGGAUCGAGGCUUUCCAGUUGGCUGGAGACAGCGGGCGACCGCGGAGGUUUUCAGUUUAUGAGCUUACAAAAAGCUUGGUCUACAUUUUACUGAUUUUGGAUUUCUUCCUCAUCAGGAGACUGCUGCAGUGCCUGUCAUGUGACAGUGGCAUGGCCAUAUGCCCCACGCUUUCCUGCUGGGAUCCACCCAGGAGCCUACAGGUGUCCUGAUGGAGCCCCAGCCCAGCCCUGGAAGCUUGGCUGAGCGCUUCCUGGAGGAGGAGCUUCGGCUCAAUGCUGAGCUGAGUCAACUGCAGUUUUCGGAGCCUGUGGGCAUCAUCUACAAUCCUGUGGAGUAUGCAUGGGAGCCACAUCGCAACUACGUGACUCGCUACUGCCGGGGCCCCAAGGAGGUGCUCUUCCUGGGCAUGAACCCUGGACCUUUUGGCAUGGCCCAGACUGGGGUGCCCUUUGGGGAAGUGAGCAUGGUCCGGGACUGGUUGGGCAUUGGGGGAACUGUGCUGACUCCUCCCCAAGAGCACCCUAAGCGACCAGUGCUGGGACUGGAGUGCCCACAGUCAGAAGGACCAAGACAAAGCAUGGGACAUGAAAUUAAGAGUGAACUUAUGGGAGCCUGCAGCUGGAUCAGAGGAAAAAUCCGGUGUGGCAGAGUGAAAGUCAGAAGACCUGGAUUUUCAUCCCGGCUUUGAGACUUGUGAACUUUUUGACGGACAAAUUGAGAAACCUCUCCAUGCCUCAGGCUCCUCAUCUGUUAAAUGGGGAUGCCUACCUUUUGGGGCUGGUGUGAGGAUUAAUUGAGAUAACACUUGAAAGUGCCUUGCAUGGGCCUGGCUUGUGGGUGCUCAUUACAAUCCUCUUCUUUCUUGCCUCUGGCUUGGGGAUUCACUGCACUGCACUACAAUGGUAGCCCCUCUCCAUUCUGGAUACCUUGCUAGGGGAGAGUCUGGGCUUCCACCUGUGGCCAGGGUGAGGGAAAAUUCUCACCUUGUCAGAGAUGGAUCAAUGACUGAAAAACCUAGCCUGUGUUUUUUUUUUUCACUCUAAGCAUUAAAAGCUCCUAAAGCCUUUGUCUUGUUACUUUUUUCCCACCUUGGAUGCUAGAGGUAGAAGGCAGUUGUUUAGAUUUCCCCUCUCUUACCUCUUCAUUGUUGGCAAAGGGUUUUCUUAGGCAGCUGGGGGAAGGAUGUAGUAGAUGUGUAUCUCUCUCUCUUCUUUUUCUUUUCUUUUUUCCUGAGAUGGAGUCUCAUUCUGUUGCCCAGGCUACAGUGCAGUUGUGUGAUCUCAGCUCACUGCAACAUCUGCCUCCUGAGUUCAAGUGAUUCUCCUGCCUCAGCCUCCUGAGUAGCUGAGGUUACAGGCAUGUGCCACCAUGCCUGGAUAAUUUUUGUAUUUUUAGUAAGGACGGGAUUUUACCAUCUUGACCAGGCUGGUCUCAAACUCCUGACUUCAAGUGAUCAACCUGCCUUGGCUCCCAAAGUGCUGGUGCCUGGCCGGAUGUAGUAGAUCUCUAACUGCCUUGCCAAACCUGCAGGGUCUCUGCUAGGGGUCUUAUAUGAUACUCUGGGCGCUGUGAGAAACAGGCGACGGGGCAGUUGGGAAGCUGGUAUCCAAUUCAUUUUUUAUGUGCUGAAUGGUUGAUUGCAUGCCCCUUUGGUAAGGGUUGGGAAAGUGAACCAAGUUGGGAGCAGAGCAGGUCCUGAGACCACCUUCAUGAGGGCACAUGGUCUACUUCCUGUCUCCUGGGACACAGGUUAUUUCCAGCUUCCACAAUUAGUAAGAUUUUUCGUAUAAAUCCUCUCCUACUUCAUUGUAUAGUAAAGAAUUUGGCCUUUGUCUUC